UGUUAAGCUCGGACCAUAUAUAUUCCCUUAUAGAUGAAUGGAUGAUGAUCGCAAACUACCUGCAUCACAGUCUCACAGUUGUUACCUGUCCAAAGGCCAAAAGCCUUUGUUUGACAUGCCGCCUAAAACACGGCCGCGUGUCCAAAGGCCCAACGCACCUCCUAAAACGCCGCCACGUUUCUCACUCACUGCAUGGCGGUUUUCAUUCCCCCUGUCCCCUAUCCCCUCGCUCUAACCACUGUUAUAUUUCCCUCAAUCCGUUCCCCGGAGCUCUCAAAAAAUCUCUGUUCUCUAAUCAUCGCCGGAAAUGGAGAAGAGAAACGCGGAGUUGCUGUUACUUUGGCUGGCGGCGGCGGUGCUGUGCUGGUGUUCGCAGGAGGGAGCGGCGGGGAGUUCUAAGGAUACACAGAAUUCAGCCGCUACAGAUAUGGGGAUCAACGCCUCCCAAUAUUCACAAGCGCAGCUGUUCCCAGGCCAUAAUCGCCAACCUCUUCGAGAGACUGAAGAAGAUGGAGCGCAGAGAUUGGUUCACAGUGCAGAAACACUAAGAUAUGCUUCUGGAAAAGCUAAUGAGAUGGGAGAUAUGGCAUCUGAAAAACUAUUAGGCUUCAAAAACAUUGUUUCGGGCAUGGCUGGUGGUUUGAAGGCAAAAGUGAAGGAUAAAGCUUUUGAUGCCUCUGCCUUUUGCUCCGAGAAAGCAGAACAAGGAAUAGACAUGGCUUCAAACGUAUCCACCGAUGCUUCAGACAUUAUGAAUCAGGCUGGGGACAUGAAAGAUAAAGCAUCUGGCAAAGCCAAACAAGCAAUAAAACUGGGUUCAGAUAAGGCUGCAGAUGAAAAAUCAGAAGCCUUUAAAAGAUACCAGCAUGCCAAAUCAGAGGUUUAUGAAACUUGUGCAUCUGCCCAGGAUACCAUGACUGAACAAGCCAAGGAGAAAUAUGAACAAGCCAAAGAGAGAGCUUCACAAGCUACUGGUGAACUUGGAGCAAAGAUGAGAGAAUCUGCCCCCUCUUAAAUCAUAACAAGUUAAUUACAUCAUAUGCUGUACUAUAUAUAUUACUGUUCUUUGUCUAGCAUGAUGUCCUUUGGUUAAUAGAACAAAUUUUCAUGGUUUCCUAGUUUCUAA
Messenger RNA from Ipomoea nil (Japanese morning glory), 1126 nucleotides. RefSeq lists its product as uncharacterized. The transcript is spliced from 3 exons. NCBI's taxonomy places the organism in Eukaryota, Viridiplantae, Streptophyta, Magnoliopsida, Solanales, Convolvulaceae. The record is from RefSeq and is a predicted model, not a curated record. The coding region runs from base 308 to 1015 and encodes 235 amino acids.